AUGGCUGACUACUUCUUCGGGCACCCUUUUAGGCGCUUCUUCUUGAGCCCUCCAGUGUACCGUGAGUGGUCUGGAUCAGCUGCUCACAUGGACUGGCUUGAAUCCCCAACUGCCCAUAUCUUUAAAGUCAAUGUCCCUGGAUUUAACAAAGAGGACAUAAAGGUACAAGUGGGAGAUGGGAAUAUUUUGCACAUAAAAGGUGAAGGUGUCAAAGAGGAGGCCCAAGGGAAAGACACUGUUUGGCAUGUAGCCGAGAGAGGGACAGGGAACAGGGGUUUUUCUAGAGAAAUCGAGCUACCAGAAGAUGUGAAGCUGGAUCAAAUCAAAGCUCAAGUGGAAAAUGGUGUCCUAACUAUUGUUGUGCCAAAGGAUACCAAUCCAAAGCCAUCUAAAGUCACAAUGGCUUAUGAACAAGUUUUACUUCUGCUCCGGUACAAUGAAGUGAUUUCUUCAAGUUCUGAAAAGGAUUGGGCAAAGCUGACAUACAUGCAUACGAGUGCAGAUGAGAACAUUUUGCAUGCAGAGGACGAGGGUGGUAAAAGGACGCCUAUGGAACAGGCACUUGCAGGCAAUUAG
Molecule: messenger RNA, 576 nt
Organism: Dovyalis caffra
Lineage: Eukaryota; Viridiplantae; Streptophyta; Magnoliopsida; Malpighiales; Salicaceae
Source: the annotation of a GenBank genome assembly